Molecule: messenger RNA, 943 nt
Organism: Manis pentadactyla (Chinese pangolin)
Lineage: Eukaryota; Metazoa; Chordata; Mammalia; Pholidota; Manidae
Gene: FCF1
Product: FCF1 rRNA-processing protein
Exons: 8
Coding region: 203-871 (222 amino acids)
Cellular component (GO): nucleolus; small-subunit processome
Source: RefSeq, a predicted model, not a curated record
GACUUCCCAGAGAUAAUAGGAGUCAACGAGGGGAUAAGUAGUGCAAGUUUUUGUUGUUAUUUUGUGUUUACUUUUAAUUAUUGUGUCUUGGAUUUUAUAUAGCAUGGGAUAGAAGCCCAGUGUAUAGUACUCUGCUGCUGAGCGAUUACACUGGGGAGAUAGAAAUUAAAUAUUUGUUAAGUAUUCACGUUCUGCCAUUUUUAUGUACUUUAUGUGCCAUAUCACAUUUAAGCCUCCUAACAGUUCUCUGAGUAAAGAGAAGGAUCGAUUAAAACCUAAAAAGAAAGAAAAGAAAGAUCCCAGUGCACUCAAGGAAAGAGAAGUCCCCCAACACCCUUCCUGCCUAUUCUUCCAGUAUAACACACAGCUGGGCCCACCUUACCACAUCCUGGUUGAUACCAACUUUAUCAACUUUUCCAUUAAAGCCAAACUGGACUUAGUGCAGUCAAUGAUGGACUGUCUGUAUGCCAAGUGUAUCCCUUGUAUAACUGACUGUGUAAUGGCUGAAAUUGAGAAACUGGGACAAAAGUAUCGAGUGGCUCUAAGAAUCGCCAAAGACCCAAGAUUUGAACGUUUACCUUGCACGCACAAAGGAACCUAUGCAGAUGACUGCUUAGUACAGAGAGUGACUCAGGAAUUUGGUUCCUCUCCACCAUGCCUACUUGUAGCCCAGAAGUAUUUCUCAGUUACAGUCAAGUCUUUCAGGGGGCUGUCUCACAGCACAAGUGUUACAUUGUGGCCACGGUUGACCGAGACCUUAAGCGAAGAAUCCGGAAGAUCCCUGGAGUUCCCAUCAUGUACAUAUCUAACCAUAGGUACAACAUUGAGCGAAUGCCAGAUGAUUAUGGAGCCCCUCGGUUCUAAUUCUUAAAAAACAAAGUUCCUCUGCCUUCCUUCAACCAACUUUCUCUGCUACCAGUUCAUUAAACGUGAUGUACCAUGA